This is a messenger RNA of Raphanus sativus (radish), 912 nucleotides long. RefSeq lists its product as uncharacterized. Gene Ontology annotation, cellular component: ribosome. The record is from RefSeq and is a predicted model, not a curated record. Bases 192 to 767 code for a protein of 191 amino acids. The transcript is spliced from 2 exons. Gene Ontology annotation, biological process: translation. Gene Ontology annotation, molecular function: structural constituent of ribosome. Lineage: Eukaryota; Viridiplantae; Streptophyta; Magnoliopsida; Brassicales; Brassicaceae.
GGAAGGUUCACUCUAAACCCCUCGUGUCUCUCUCUCUCCCCCUCUUCACCUGCACCAUAUCUCUGACCCGGCGAAGCUAGCCGUUCUCUCCCAACCGCAACGCGCCGGAUCUGGGGGCUUGGUUAACUGUUUUUCUGUCACUUGGAAGUGAUUUUGGGUUGACUUUUGUAUGGUAGCAGAGUUGUAGAGUCAUGAAGAAGCUUAUAUCACUUGUCAGGAACCUUCAUUCACGCCAAUGCCACCAACCCAAAGCAAACUGGUCUGUGCAAGCGCGUUUCUUGCAGCAAGACUCUGUAUCCAAACCCAAACCCAAGAAAUACAAGUACCCGUCGCUCUAUGAUCCGUACGGUCCUAGACCCCAGCCUUCGAGCAAGAUCGUGGAGCUAGCCGAGCGUAUCUCCGCGCUGUCUCCGGAAGAGCGGAAACAGAUCGGUCCCGCACUCAAUGAGCACCUGAGGCUUCCGAAACAGCAGAUGAUCUCAGGGCAAGGCGUGAGUAUGGGAGGGAAGCAGGAUGCUGGAGGAGGGAAAGUAGUGGAGGAGAAGAAGGAGAAGACGUCUUUCGAUGUGAAGCUGGAGAAGUUUGAUACGGCUGCGAAGAUCAAAGUGAUCAAAGAAGUGAGGGCGUUCACGAGUUUGGGACUCAAGGAAGCGAAGGAGCUUGUGGAGAAAGUACCCGUCGUGAUUAAACAAGGUUUGACGAAGGAAGAAGCUAAUGGAAUUAUAGAGAAGAUCAAAGCUGUAGGUGGAGUUGCAGUUAUGGAGUAAGUUACGUUGAACACUUGUGUUUUUCGUUUGUCUUUUGGUUAUUGUGUUUGGUCACAUCUUGGCACUGUAAUAACAAGUCAAUUAAACCAUUAAGUUUACAAAAACUUGGUUUCAAAUUUAAAAUCUGUUUUUGGUUUAGUGAGUU